AAGAUCUUGACGUAUCCCGAGCGUACCUACUUUCACAACCGCUUUGGGAGACAUGACUAUGACUUGGAUCUUGCUGCACAGUUUCUGGCUGGCAGAUUUGCGGCGAAAGAAGCAUGCCGAAAAGCCUGUGAUCAUUUAGACAAGAACACGAGGGGCUUCAAGCAUAUUGUAAUUCUCCCAGUCACUGAACUUGAUCGUACAGAGCAUCAGAGUAGGAGACCAGAAGCCCUUGUUCUUUGGGAAGCCCUGAAAGAUCCCGAGAGAUCAACAGCUGCGCAAGAAUCCCUCAACGUACAGACCCUCGAAGGCCAAUUGUGCGAGAUCAGCAUCAGCCACGACGGCGAUUAUGCAAGCGCCGUCGCACUUGUGCCCGGCAUGAAGCAGAACCAGUUA
Boeremia exigua is the source of this 393-nucleotide messenger RNA. RefSeq lists its product as uncharacterized. The transcript has 2 exons. Gene Ontology annotation, molecular function: holo-[acyl-carrier-protein] synthase activity; magnesium ion binding. The record is from RefSeq and is a predicted model, not a curated record. The annotation marks the transcript as partial. Lineage: Eukaryota; Fungi; Ascomycota; Dothideomycetes; Pleosporales; Didymellaceae.